AUGCAAGUGACCGACUACAAGCGGGCGCCCCUCUUUCCUCGUCAGACCUUUGCAGUCUCUGGGAUGUCCCAGGCUUUUGCGGCAUCUUCCGCGUCCCAGUCGUCAUUCUCCCAGUCAUCAUUCCAUCCUUCGGCCUCAGGGCUGUCAUCGCCUUCUGCGACAGGGCCUCCCUCCCGCAGUGAAGCAUUCUGUUCACUGACAGGCUGGUACGUGUGCCCCCCGGGUAGCAAUCCACACAUGGCGGUCUGUUUCGCAACGACACAAACAAGCAACAAGGCGACGGCGCCGAUAAUGAUCUUUGCGACGAGCGGGGUGAUAAAGGAAGGGAAGGGGUUGGGGAUGUUGGAAAACGGGUUGUUGCUCUCCUUCGGCGGUGGGUCGGCGGGGUGA
Molecule: messenger RNA, 390 nt
Organism: Chondrus crispus (carragheen)
Lineage: Eukaryota; Rhodophyta; Florideophyceae; Gigartinales; Gigartinaceae
Exons: 1
Coding region: 1-390 (129 amino acids)
Source: RefSeq, a predicted model, not a curated record